Molecule: messenger RNA, 663 nt
Organism: Bradysia coprophila
Lineage: Eukaryota; Metazoa; Arthropoda; Insecta; Diptera; Sciaridae
Cellular component (GO): nucleolus
Molecular function (GO): enzyme binding
Source: RefSeq, a predicted model, not a curated record
UGUCAAGCAGAUUUCCAUCAUAAAUAACAACAUUCAUAGAAUCAGAAGAAGGAAAGACGAGCUAGAUCUGAAUUACCGAAAUUUCAAUCCAAUAAAAGGAACAAAAGGUCAACAUGUCGGAUAUUUCAUUAAAACAAAGUUUGGAGUUGCUCGAAGGAAAUCGACAGACGAAACUUAAAUCAGGGAAGCAAACAAAAAAAUCCAAAAAUCCAUUCCUACGGGAACCGAGUCCACCGAAGGUCACACUAUCCAGCAUUAUCAAAUCGAAGAAAAAAAACAAACAACUCAUCAAACCACCAACACAAUCGUCUCGAUCUAAAAAUUCGGCUGCAAUAGUUGCAAAUCAAAUGAAACAGAAACCAUCGAAAGUUGAAGAGAAUUUGAAGAAAUUAUUGAUGUUCAGCAGUCCCGUAAAUUUAGAUAAUGAAUCGACACAAAAGUUGUUCAAACGAGCUCAGACACAGAAGUAUGUCAUACCGGAAGCAAAAUCGAAUGUGGAACAGGAAACCGUUUUCACGGAUGAAGAUUUCCGGAAAUUUGAAAGGGAAUAUUUUUGCAGCUGAAUCGCUCCAUUUUCUUCUGUAAUGACAGUGGAUUUGUACUGAUGGAGCUUUUGUUAUUUGACAUGAAUUUUCAAUAAAAAUUUGUUUAAAAAAAAUUCAA